AGUCAUGUCUUUUGGAUUUUCGGUCCCUUUUGUAACGCCAACAUAAAACAUGGACAAUCGUUCUAUCUCAAAGAAAAGGAAGUUUGUAGGAGACGGAGUCUUCAAAGCUGAAUUGAACGAGUUCUUAACUCGUGAACUUUCGGAAGAUGGAUAUUCUGGAGUGGAAGUACGCGUUACUCCCCAUCGUACCGAAAUCAUUUUGCUAGCGACCCAUACACAAAGCGUCCUUGGGGAAAAGGGCCGUAGAAUCCGAGAAUUGACUUCUGUUGUACAAAAACGAUUUAAUUUCAAAGAAACACAAAAUAUUGAACUAUACGCUGAAAAAGUUGCAACGCGUGGUUUAUGUGCUAUUGCUCAAGCAGAAUCGUUACGUUUCAAGUUAAUUGGAGGUCUUGCUGUACGAAGAGCUUGUUAUGGAGUUCUUCGUUUUAUCAUGGAAUCUGGAGCAAAAGGUUGUGAAGUUGUUGUUAGUGGCAAAUUACGUGGACAGAGAGCAAAAUCCAUGAAAUUUGUUGAUGGAUUGAUGAUUCACUCUGGAGAACCCACCAAUGAAUAUGUUAAUACAGCAACUCGUCAUGUGCUUCUUCGACAAGGUGUACUUGGUAUCAAAGUGAAAAUUAUGCUCCCAUAUGAUCCUCAUGGCAAGACAGGUCCAAAGAAACCUCUUCCAGAUUCUGUUUCAAUUGUUGAACCUAAGGAUGAAGUAUUUCCUUCACAACCAUCAUCUGAAGUAAAAGCAACAAAGGAUAUACCACAACCAACACCACUUGCAGUGUAA
Messenger RNA from Habropoda laboriosa, 778 nucleotides. It is a transcript of the gene RpS3, whose product is annotated as 40S ribosomal protein S3. Gene Ontology annotation, molecular function: RNA binding; structural constituent of ribosome. Gene Ontology annotation, cellular component: nucleus; cytosolic small ribosomal subunit. NCBI's taxonomy places the organism in Eukaryota, Metazoa, Arthropoda, Insecta, Hymenoptera, Apidae. Bases 50 to 778 code for a protein of 242 amino acids. Gene Ontology annotation, biological process: translation; positive regulation of apoptotic signaling pathway. The transcript is spliced from 4 exons. The record is from RefSeq and is a predicted model, not a curated record.